AUGGCAAAUUGGGUUAUAUUGUGGAUAAGCCAGUUGAAAAUACCGACGUUCUCGGCUGAACGCAAAAUAAAACAAUCCCUGUGGAUGGAAAUGCCACCAUUUAUUGGAUCGGCUUUCAAACACUACAGCACUAUGGCUGCAGGCUGCAGGUAUCUUUAUUUGCCGGUCAGCAGUUCUGGUGUUGCUAUCGCGAAUGACAGGGAUUCUCGUGUUCUCUGGCAGAGAGGACUACCGGUCAUCUUGCUGCUUUGUAGACAGUGCCCGAUGGCGGCUUCGAGAGUAGCUACUUGUCAGGCCCAAACGAGCUAA
Messenger RNA from Protopolystoma xenopodis, 309 nucleotides. The record is from the annotation of a GenBank genome assembly. Lineage: Eukaryota; Metazoa; Platyhelminthes; Monogenea; Polystomatidea; Polystomatidae.